GUAAUUCGCGCAGGUCUCUUUUGUUUGAAAUUGUCAGCCUAAUUUUUAAUAGUUUUUGCAAUAUUCAAAUAAAUGCGUCUGCGUCAAACUUGCUGACUCCUUGGUUGCUAGCAUCUUACCCAUCACCUUAGAUACUCCUAUGAAUCGCAAAUGGAUGCCAAAAGCUGAUACUACAACUUGGACUCCUUUGGAAUUCAUUUCCGAACUCUUCUGGAAAUGGUCACAAAAACAAGAAAGACCCAUCAAUGGCAGUCUCUUACAGUUAGUAACCAAAGAUAACAAGACAGAAGUUAUUCCUGCCAAAUUGACAAAUUAAGAUGCUCCAACGAAAUCUCAUGAAAUGAAAGUAAAAGUGCGCAUGACAAUACUUAUUUUUU
Molecule: messenger RNA, 377 nt
Organism: Nasonia vitripennis (jewel wasp)
Lineage: Eukaryota; Metazoa; Arthropoda; Insecta; Hymenoptera; Pteromalidae
Product: dihydropteridine reductase-like
Exons: 2
Coding region: 140-316 (58 amino acids)
Biological process (GO): L-phenylalanine catabolic process; tetrahydrobiopterin biosynthetic process
Cellular component (GO): cytoplasm
Molecular function (GO): NADPH binding; NADH binding; 6,7-dihydropteridine reductase activity
Source: RefSeq, a predicted model, not a curated record